Messenger RNA from Vombatus ursinus (common wombat), 2762 nucleotides. RefSeq names its product annexin A4 (gene ANXA4). The record is from RefSeq and is a predicted model, not a curated record. Lineage: Eukaryota; Metazoa; Chordata; Mammalia; Diprotodontia; Vombatidae. The annotation marks the transcript as partial. Gene Ontology annotation, molecular function: calcium ion binding; calcium-dependent phospholipid binding. The transcript is spliced from 12 exons. Gene Ontology annotation, cellular component: cytoplasm.
CAACUGCCCCGUCCGCAGAGUGGGUCUGAGCUCAGAAAGGGCAGACUGGUGAGAGGCUGCUGCGCCGCCGCUGCGGAAAGAAAAGGAGGUACAGUAAAGGCUGCCUCAGGUUUUAAUGCAGCUGAAGAUGCCCAGAAACUGAGGAAGGCCAUGAAAGGAUUUGGUACAGAUGAAGAUGCCAUCAUUAAUGUUCUUGCCUACCGUAGCGUGUCACAGCGCCAGGAAAUAAAAAUAGCUUAUAAGUCAACCAUCGGAAGGGAUUUGAUCGAUGACUUGAAGUCAGAACUGAGUGGGAACUUCGAGAAAGUGAUUGUGGGAAUGAUGAUGCCCACCGUGAUGUAUGACGUGACUGAGCUGAGAAGAGCCAUGAAGGGUGCUGGCACAGAUGAAGGCUGCUUAAUUGAAAUUUUGGCUUCCCGGACCCCAGCGGAGAUCCGACAGAUCAAUAUGACUUACCAACAACAAUAUGGCAGAACUCUUGAAGAUGACAUUUGUUCAGAUACUUCUUUCAUGUUCCAGAGAGUACUUGUUUCUCUUUCAGCAGCAGGAAGAGAUGAAGGAAAUUACCUAGAUGAUGACCUUGUGAAGCAGGAUGCUCAGGCCCUGUAUGCAGCUGGUGAGCAGAGAUGGGGGACCGAUGAGGUGAAAUUCCUUUCCAUUCUAUGUUCUCGGAACCGAAAUCACCUACUUCAUGUGUUUGAUGAAUACAAGAGGAUUUCCCAAAAGGAUAUUGAGCACAGCAUUAAAUCUGAGGCAUCGGGCCACUUUGAAGAUGCUUUACUAGCAAUAGUAAAAUGCAUGAGGAAUAAAUCUGCAUAUUUUGCUGAAAGGCUCUACAAAUCAAUGAAGGGCUUAGGUACUGAUGAUGACACUCUCAUCAGAGUGAUGGUUUCUCGUUCAGAGAUCGACAUGUUGGACAUAAGGGCGCAUUUCCAGAGACUCUACGGGAAGUCUCUCUAUUCUUUCAUCAAGGAUGACACAUCAGGAGAUUACAGGAAAGUUCUGCUCAUACUCUGUGGAGGCGAUGAUUAAUAUUCAGUUUACACUGGAUUGAAAGGAGUCAAGAGUCUAAGAUUUGGGCUGGUUUUACUAUUAUUUGGCUUCAUUUUUCUAUAAGGCUGUUUAGAAUUCACUUAAAAUGCUUACUGUCAAUUAAAAACACUGUAGUUACCUUUUAAUAUGAAUUAUCAGCUAUUGCUCAGUGUUUCUGAUGCAUUUAGAGCUAGAUUUUCUUAUUUUUAAGUUCAUUAACAGAAAAAACUUUCAAAAGAUUUUUUUCCUUAAUGCUAUUUCUAGAGAAAUGAGAACAUUCAAUAUUACUUUUAUUAAAAAAUGUUUCAUUGAUGACUUUGUUUUUACAUCACCAUUCAAUAUUGUUUGAAAUUUUCCUAUGGGUGGUGGUUGUCCAUGCAAGAGAAGAUUGGGGGCUUAAUAGACAGUUCUUCUGCAAUUUCAUAUCACCUCCCACUCACAACUCUCAGUCCCAUCCCCAAACCCUACUGCUUUGCCCGGCUAACAGCUUUUAUUUGACAGAUUUUAGGAUCGUGCUAUAAUCUUGGCAAGAAAACCCACCAUUUUAUCUUGUCACACAACUAUAGAAAGAAAGCAUCCACACUUCUGCUCCUGUUUUUAUGGUGGGGUUGGAUCUAGCCAUAACAGAUCUGAGGGCCAGGAAUGGUGGCUCCCACCUGUAGUCCCUCAUACUCGGGGAGGCUGAGGCUGGUGGAUCCCUUGAGCUAGGGAGCUUUGAGCUACAGUAGAGCUAAAGUUGAUUAGGGGUCUGCACUAAGUCUGGCAACUGUAUGGAAGGUAGGGAAAAGAGGGUCAAACCAGCCCAGGUCAGAAACAUCAGGUCAAAGCUUCCCUGCCAAUUAGCAGUGGGGCUGGACCCAUAAGUGGCUAUUGCACUCCCAACCCGGGCAAGAUAGAAAAAGAUAGAUUUUAAAAAAGAGAGAGAGAUCUAUUGUGUUUGGUUUCAAAAGCUCAAUUUCAAAUGUAUUUAGUUUGGGAAACUUUCAAUCCACCAACAACAGCAUCACAAAUAAAAAUCAUUCACCUCUAGACUUGUCCACGAUUUAAAAAAAAAAAGCUGUUUGUCUCUGAAUAACCCAAAUUCUGAGUGUGCUUCUAUCACUUCAUUCUGGAAUUAGAAACAAAUGACUAAUGUUCUGCAGGAUGAUGGUUAUUGUUUUAUGCUUUGCCUAACCCAACAAGGAAUGAAGACAUUUUGCAAAUGUCAGCCUCAGAGCCAUAACUCGUGAUUUCUUUUUCCUGAAAUGUAAAGAUUUGGGACCAUCUAAACACAAAUGGAAUCUGUACCUUUUUCCCUCAAAGGUUGGGGAGGAAAGUGGGCCUGGGAGACAGCCACCACAGUAAGGGAACCAUGAGAUAGUAGUACUAUAGCAGACCAUGAGGUGCAACACAGGGACCAUAGUCUCUACUGGGGAAGAGGCAUGCUCUCCUAGAUAUCCUGGGGCCAAACCCCAUUUUCCUCACACUGUUAUAACUCCCGUCAAACAAGAUGUGCAGAGAUGGUCCUAUACCUGACUAAUGAGCUAAAUUCUGUUGACAGAGCUGCCUUAUUCUCUCUUUUCAUGAUCUACAAUAAUUCUCUUUUACAUAGUGCCUUUGGACUCUAGAACCAGUGCAGAUGUCUAGCUUAGUAAUACAUUUAUGCUUUGAUAUUUUAAUAUAGAAAUUAUUUUCAUUUAAAUGUAGUUUAUGGCUUUUCUAUGUAAAUUUAAUAAAACAUGGUACCUUUA